This is a messenger RNA of Eriocheir sinensis (Chinese mitten crab), 2076 nucleotides long. RefSeq lists its product as uncharacterized. Lineage: Eukaryota; Metazoa; Arthropoda; Malacostraca; Decapoda; Varunidae. The record is from RefSeq and is a predicted model, not a curated record. Gene Ontology annotation, cellular component: extracellular region. The transcript has 5 exons. The coding region runs from base 339 to 1271 and encodes 310 amino acids. Gene Ontology annotation, molecular function: hormone activity.
GCGGGCGGGCGACAGAGGUCUUCGUCUCACUAACAUCGAAAGGUCCUGCGCGUGAGUCUCUUGAACGCCGUGGUGGUCAUUACACACCCACCAGUGACACCCACUACUACCACCACCACCACCACCACCACUCACCACCACACCACCACCUCCCCGUGCACCCCUUUACCCUUCCACCCCUUCACCGCCUCCACUUCCUCCGUUCCUCGUGGUGGUGUCCGUCAUCACCACCACCACCACCUCCACACCUGUACAAGUGCUACCACCUGCCUCCCACGGGAUCAUCUUGCGGGCGUAAUCAGCGCAAGGUGUUUCCCGGCUCCUGCUUCCUCCCAGUCAUGGUGUUGGCGCGCCUGGUAGCAGUCUUGGCCGUGGUGUGCGUGGGGGCGCGGGGGGCGUCUGGCCUCACCUUGGAAGGGGUUCGCGUCCCCCACGGUCACCCCCGGCCGCCCCUUCACCCCCCACGCCUGGCCCCCCGCGAUGACCUCAUGCCCGACGACCUCGCCCUCGACAGGUACGAAGAGGCACAACUACUGAACGAGCUGCAGGACCCCCUCUCCCCCACCUCCUACCGGUUCCAGCAGCUCAUCUCAGAACUCGCAGAGGCGGCAACGGAAGCAGAGAGCCUAGAGGGCGGCCCCGAUGGCAUCCCCCUGCCCGCGGAAGUAGCAGAGGCGGUGGCAGAAGCCGAGGCCGCCGCGGUAAUGAACGGGGGAGCGAGCGGAGGCAGCUGGGGGGCGUCUGGGGUCCCUGCUGUAGGUGCUGACCCCCGCUACCUGCUGGUCAACGAGUACCUGUCCCGCGCUGCUGAGCCCAACAGCAACACCCGGAAGGCCCGUGACAGCAGGAACAGCCGAAGCAUCACCAGCAGCAACACCAACACCAACACCAACAACAACACCACUCCUAACCUCAUCACCAGCGGCGGCAGCGGGAGCAGCGGCAGCAGCACCGCCACCUCCUCCAACGCCAACACCCCGGCCAGCCCCGCCAACCCCAACAUGUUCAAGCGAGCCUGGCCACACAACUUCUCCCGCCGGCGGUCCUCUGGCUUGUCCCUGUCCAUCGAUGCCUCCAUGAAGGUGCUGCGCGAGGCCCUGUACCUGGAGAUCGCCCGUAAGAAGCAGCGGCAGCAGCUCCAGAGGGCACAGCACAACAAGGCCCUGCUCAACACCAUCGGCAAGAGGGAUGUGGCCAGCCAGCUCCGCGAGGGACAGCACCACCAGCAACAGCACCAUGGAGCAGCGGCGCUUGAUAAUGGCAGGAACUAAAAAACUUCCCCACCUCGAUGUAAGGGCCUGAGGAGGAGGUGGAGGAGGAGGCAGAAGAAGAGGAGGAGGAGGGGAGAAGAAGUAGGUGUAGGGAUAAGGUGUUACUGGGUAUAUAUUUAACAAGAAAAGGGAAGGAAGAAGAAGAAGAAGAAGGAGAAAAAAGAAGGGAGGGUGUGUGUGAUGUAUCCGGUUCGGUGUAUCAAUAAAAAGCUUUAACAAGAUGCCAAACACUGUGCUGGGUGGAGAGAAAGACAGACAGACAGACUAAUAACUGAUGCCGACUCCCUCAGUUACUCUUACCACUCCUAAAAUGAUAUUAUUAUGUAUGUUAGUGUGAUGGGGUGUCUGCGUGCUGGUGGUGGUGGUGAUAGUGGUGGUGAUGGUGUUGAGAGGCUGGCAGUGAUGGUGAGGGAGAGACGGGUUCAUAUAGCGAUGGUGAGGGGUAUAGUGUCUCAGAUGGUGAUGCUAAAGGAAGGAUUUAUUAUAGUGAUGAUAAUGGUGAUGAGGGUUUAAUAGUGAUGGUGGUGAUAGUGAAGGGGGUGAAAGUAAAAGUGAUAGUGAGAGGGAAGAGUUGGAAAUAUGGUGAGGAGAAAAGAAGGUAGGGAUGAGAAAGGGAGAAAGGGGGGAAGGAAGAGGGAGGAAAGGAGGAGAGAGAAAAAGGACGAAAGGAAGGGAGGGAAGGAGGGGAGAUACUGGGGCAGGUGAAAAGGAAAGGGGGUCAAGAGAUUAGUUAAUUAAAGGUAUGGAGGGAAUGGAUGAAAGGAAAGGUGAAUGGCAGAAGAAGAAGAAGAAGGAGGAAAAAAGG